AUAAUAAAUUGUCUAGUGAUAAAUUCUCAGAAUAUGAAUCUUUAGGUAGUGAACUUUCAGGUACUGAACUUUUAGACAGUAAACUUUCAAGUACUGAACUUUCAGGCAUUGAAUCUUCAGAUAGUGAAUCUUCAAGUAGCCAAUCUUCUAGUAAAGAAAAUAAUUGGAUGGAUGAACUAUUUGAAUUCAAGUUAAACAUAUAUACUUUAAUGCUUGAUGCUGCACAUAAACCUGAUGCAUUUAAAAAAACUUCUCAAAAUAGAUUUUAUAUUGGAAAUGCAAAAUCAACUAUGCAAAAUAAAAGUGAAAAUAGUGAAGUAUUUGAAUAUUGGAUUUAA
Molecule: messenger RNA, 338 nt
Organism: Racocetra persica
Lineage: Eukaryota; Fungi; Glomeromycota; Glomeromycetes; Diversisporales; Gigasporaceae
Source: the annotation of a GenBank genome assembly